Messenger RNA from Equus quagga, 3245 nucleotides. RefSeq names its product GIPC PDZ domain containing family member 1 (gene GIPC1). Lineage: Eukaryota; Metazoa; Chordata; Mammalia; Perissodactyla; Equidae. The record is from RefSeq and is a predicted model, not a curated record. The transcript has 6 exons. Gene Ontology annotation, molecular function: protein binding. Bases 1621 to 2619 code for a protein of 332 amino acids.
ACGGGCUGGACCAGGGGACGGUGGAGAGGGGUUGGCGAAUGAAUGAAUGAGCGAAUGAAUAAAUGAGUGGAGGCAUGAGGACACUGGCUGCACUGGAUCCAGGAUGGCUCCCUGGAGGAGGCGGGCUGGAGGCAGGGAGCAGGAGUCCCCUAUCCACAGAAACAGGAUUUGGCCUGCUGCGAUCCCCAUACAACUUGGCCACGUGGACGGGGCAACCCAUCUGCAGACCAGGCCCACAAGGCCCAGGUGCUGAGGGGACAGGCAGCUUUGCGGGUAUGAACUUGGAGUUGGGAGUCAGACGGCCUCGGUGACUUCGGACAUGUGACUUAAAAGUGACAUGUGAACUCUUUCCCAGUCCCUAAGGCCGCAUCACCUCUGUUCCUUCCCUCUCACGCCCUCCUGUUGUGCACCCCCUCCAGCUGCACCGCUCUCUUGCUCAUUUGAGUCUACUCCGAACUCUCCAUGGCUCCCACCUCACUCAGAGCAAAAGUCUGUCCUCCCGGAGGCCCACAAGGCCCGGCUCCCUCUGCCCUGUCCCCUCCCUGCCCCACCUCCCCCUGCUGUCCCCGUGAUUCACUCUUUUCCAACUACAUGGGCGUCCUUGCUGUUCCUCCAACAUGCCAAGCCCGUCCCCACCUCAGGGCCUUUGUACUGGCUGCUCCCUCUGCCUGGAACGUUCUUGCCUCCCAUCCUCAUGUGGAUACAUCUUCCUGUCCUUGAGGUCUCAGGUUCAGAGAGCCCCCUGACCCUGUCGAUAGAACUCGUGUCGGGUUAUUGUCUCCAUAGCACUAUUAGAAAUUAUAUUAGCCAUUUACACAUUUGCUUGCUCGUUGUGCAUCUUCCCCUCUGGACUGCAUGCUUCUGGACAGCAUGGACGGAGCCCCAGCUAGACUGUAGAAACAGGCAGCCCUUCCUCCCAGCAGACACAUCACCACACCAUGUCUGGUGCUUUGCACAGCGAACAACCUGUGUAACAGCACCUGCUGGCCCUAGUCAGAGGCCUUGCUUGAGUUAUUGAAAGCAUUAUCUAAAGUGGUGCAAGAAAUAUAGUAACCACCCAAAACAUAUUUGAAGGGAGGGACGGAGAAAGAAAGAAAGAAAGAGAGAGAGAGAGUGGGGAAAGGAAGGGGGAAAAGUCAGGACAAGUUUUGCUGCAGUAACAAACAACCCCAAAAGUCUCAGUGGCUGAACUCCAGGAAGAUGUAUUUUUUGCUCCUGCUGCAUGUGCGUUGCAGCUCAGCAGAGGUUCCAUCCACGAUAGUCACUCAGGGCCAGGCCUGAGCGAGCCGCCGCCGUCUCGCACGGGGUGGCCCGCCUGCCGGGGAGAGAGAGUCCUCGGAGGCUCGCGCUCCGGUAACUAGAUGCUGCAGCCUAGAAGUGUCGCGUGUCCCUUCCUCUCACGAGUCCAUUUGCCCGGUGCUCCGGAGGGGAGAGCCGGACGCUGUUCCCGGGCAGCACCAGUGACCGCGACUGAGAAAGAGGAGAGGCGCCGGCGCGCGGACCUCCGCGUUCCCGCCUGCGGGAUAGGCACGAGCCUGGCCCCACGAAGCCCCGCGCGGCCCGCCGCCCCUGAGCCCGCUCCCGCCCGCAGGUCCCCGCGCGCGCCCUCCGCUCCCGCUCAUGCCGCUGGGACUGGGGCGGCGGAAGAAGGCGCCGCCUCUGGUGGAGAAUGAGGAGGCCGAGCCGGGCCGUGGCGGGCUGGGCGUGGGGGAGCCGGGGCCGCUGGGCGGCGUGGCAGGGGGGCCCCACGCGGGCCUGCCGCCGCCGCCGCCCGCGCUGCGGCCCCGCCUCGUCUUCCACACGCAGCUGGCCCACGGCAGCCCCACCGGCCGUAUCGAGGGCUUCACCAACGUCAAGGAGCUCUACGGCAAGAUCGCCGAGGCCUUCCGGCUGCCGGCCGCCGAGGUGAUGUUCUGCACCCUCAACACCCACAAAGUGGACAUGGACAAGCUCCUGGGGGGCCAGAUUGGGCUGGAGGACUUCAUCUUCGCCCAUGUCAAGGGGCAGCGCAAGGAGGUGGAGGUUUUCAAGUCGGAGGAGGCGCUGGGGCUCACCAUCACGGACAACGGAGCCGGCUACGCCUUCAUCAAGCGCAUUAAGGAGGGCAGCGUGAUUGACCACAUCCAGCUCAUCAGCGUGGGGGACAUGAUCGAGGCCAUCAACGGGCAGAGCCUGCUGGGCUGCCGGCACUACGAGGUGGCCCGGCUCCUCAAGGAGCUGCCCCGGGGCCGCACCUUCACGCUGAAGCUCACGGAGCCCCGCAAGGCCUUUGACAUGAUCAGCGUCCGCUCCGGGGGUGGCCGCCCUGGUGCUGGCCCCCAGCUGGGCACUGGCCGAGGGACACUCCGGCUCCGAUCGAGGGGCCCUGCCACGGUAGAGGACAUGCCCUCGGCCUUCGAGGAGAAGGCCAUUGAGAAGGUGGACGAUCUGCUGGAGAGUUACAUGGGCAUCAGGGACACGGAGCUGGCGGCCACCAUGGUAGAGCUUGGAAAGGACAAAAAGAACCCAGAUGAGCUGGCCGAGGCCCUGGACGAACGGCUUGGUGACUUCGCCUUUCCUGAUGAGUUCGUCUUUGACGUCUGGGGGGCCAUUGGGGACGCCAAGGUUGGCCGUUACUAGACCUCCCACUGGACCUCGUGAUGACCUGGGCCUGGCCUGGUGGGAGACCCCAGUGGGGGGACGCCACAGCCCAGACCCCAGCAUCUGUCUUGGGCCUGGCUCAGCAGGCCGAGGCGAUGUGGAGCGGAGGUGGGGCCGCGCCCCUGCCCCACUCCAAUCGGUACCACCCCCUCCCUGGUUCCCAGCCUGGCUGGGGCCCCUGGCCCCCCCUGCCCUCUUCCCCACCUACCUCAGCUGGGUCAGGCGUGAGGAGGGACUGGCCGGAUUGGGCGGCCACCCCCGCCCCCAACACUUCCCGCAUCUGCUGCCAAACUGGUCCUCUGUCUCCCUGGGGCCUCGGGUUCUGUUUGGGGGUUGUGACCUCCCUAGUUUCCUGACGCAGGGAAUGCAGAAGGGGGGCGUCCCCCUCAGCAAAUGCAAUAAUGCCCCCCACCCCAGAGAGGAGCCCCCUCGCCAUGGAGUCUGUUACCUUCACGUUUGAAACAUGAGUCUGCUGUGAACGCUCCAACCUCCCCCACCCCCGGCUCCCUCAGCCGGGCCCGGGGGGGAUGGGACGAGAGGGACGAUGGCGGUGGGCUUUUGUAUCUGAAUUUACUGUCUUGAACAUAAAGAAUCUAUCUGCUGUU